Molecule: messenger RNA, 929 nt
Organism: Pantherophis guttatus
Lineage: Eukaryota; Metazoa; Chordata; Lepidosauria; Squamata; Colubridae
Gene: SPACA3
Product: sperm acrosome associated 3
Biological process (GO): fusion of sperm to egg plasma membrane involved in single fertilization
Cellular component (GO): acrosomal vesicle; sperm flagellum
Molecular function (GO): lysozyme activity
Source: RefSeq, a predicted model, not a curated record
GAAGCUAGAUUCCUAAAUUGUAGUUUUUUUUCUGCAAGAGAAACAGAUCCUAGGCCUUUUGUUUGUGCUUAAUGUGCUGGAAUGAUAAGGGUCUGUCUCCAACUCUCUAAAGAAAAUUGACUCUAGUAUAUUGUCCCCCAAACUUCUGAAAGGCCACCCUGGAAUCUCCUGCCUUCACUUUACCAGCCCUUCACUUGGGAUAGUGUUUCUUCUACUCAAUGUUUUUUAGGGAUGAAGUAUCUUCUGCUUCUGUCUCUCCUCAUAUGCCUUUUAUUUAGUGUUGGGGGAAAGAUCUUUGGACGCUGUGAAUUGGCCCGAGUGUUGAAGAAAGCUGGCUUGGAGGGAUAUCGUGGAUAUAGUCUGGCUGAUUGGGUCUGCUUAGCCUUCUAUGAGAGCCACUUUGACUCGGCGCUUGUGGACCAUGAAGCUGAUGGCAGCACCAGUAAUGGCAUCUUUCAGAUUAACAGUCACAUUUGGUGUGAAGAUUACAAACACGGGAAACCAAACAUCUGCCAAAUGCAUUGCAGUGGUGAGCUCUCAAAUCUGCUGACAAGCAAUAUCAAUGAUGAUAUCGUCUGUGCCAUGCGGAUUGCACAAGGACCCAGAGGCCUGGGAUCUUGGAUGGGUUGGAGAGAAAAUUGUGAAGGUCUACAGUUGUCUGUCUGGUUGAAAGGAUGCAAGGUAUGAGGAGAGAAACCAAAGAGAAAAAAGAAUGUACUGAAGGCCAUGAAAAUGAUUUAAGAGCCCUGGGACUAUUGCCUUCCUGAAGCUAAGCAACCCUACUGGAUAUAUUUUUAAAGAACUCUGGAUUGUCCCUUACCAGAAGAGCAAUUGUAACUUGGACUCUUGAGAAACAGAUCUUGUGGUAUAAAAAAGCUUAUUCAAGCAAUAUGAUUGAAAUGACAUCUAUUAAAAACUCAUGUAUGCAA